AUGUCGACCCGCCAAUCUGCCUUGGUAACAGGCGCCAGCAGGGGAGGCCUCGGUGACGCCCUUGCACAAGAACUACAUGCAAGAGGGUUUAGAGUCUUCGCCACAGCCCGGACACUGUCCAAAGUCCAGCACCUGAAAGAUCUUGGGAUGGAGGUUGUCAAGAUGGACGUUGCAGACUCGACGUCGAUUAGAAAUGCUGCUGCACAAGUCGCAUCUCUCGCUGGAAACAGGCUAGACAUCCUCAUCAAUAAUGCCGGAACUGGGUACCAAUCUACGCUGUUAGAUGCUGACAUUGAAACUGCGAGGCAGUUGUUCAAUGUCAAUGUAUUUGGUGUGCUGGACGUCACCCAGGCGUUUGGCCCGCUGUUGAUUGCAUCCAAGGGCAUCAUUGUGAAUGCUGGCUCCGUCUUGGGCACGGUUCCAAUGCCAUUCUGUGGUGUUUACAACGCUAGCAAAGCGGCUCUGGAUUCCUUGUCAAAACAGAUGCGAAUCGAGCUCGCUCCCUUUGACAUUCGCGUUAUACACGUAUGGCACCGCCGCACCUGUGAUUCCGUCCGCCAUUUUCUUUUGUCUGCCCUUUUUUUUGCGUUUCCUUUUUUCCCCUGUCCUGGCAAGCGUGUAGGCUGA
This is a messenger RNA of Metarhizium robertsii ARSEF 23, 627 nucleotides long. Its product is annotated as short-chain dehydrogenase/reductase. The record is from RefSeq and is a predicted model, not a curated record. Gene Ontology annotation, molecular function: triacylglycerol lipase activity; acylglycerone-phosphate reductase (NADP+) activity. Gene Ontology annotation, cellular component: lipid droplet; endoplasmic reticulum. The transcript is spliced from 2 exons. The coding region runs from base 1 to 627 and encodes 208 amino acids. NCBI's taxonomy places the organism in Eukaryota, Fungi, Ascomycota, Sordariomycetes, Hypocreales, Clavicipitaceae. Gene Ontology annotation, biological process: phosphatidic acid biosynthetic process; triglyceride catabolic process.